AGAGGCUCCCAUCGAGCAGCUAUGGAGCUCAGAAACCGUCGCUCUUGUUUGGCUAUGGGGGGAGGGAGCUGCGGACUGUGCAGAAGCCCAGGGUCGUCUCAUCGGAUUUUUUUUUAUUGUGUGUGUAUUUUUAGAAGCAUGAUUGUGUGCGCAGGAACUCCUUCGUUUAAAUUAUUAGGAAUUAAUGUCUUCCGACAUUUUCAUGAGCAGUGAUCCAGGUGAGUAGCAGUAUAAGGCUGCUGGCUGUGACUCUGCUGCAAAGGCUCGUCGAUUCAGGGACGAGCGUAUGCUAGGUUGGAAAGAACUCCAUUUCGAUCAAGUGAUUGCCAGUUUUUGGCUGCUGUCGAGACGUGCUGGAGUUGAAUUUGGAGGAGUUUAUUCGGUGCGCUGCACAGCUCGUUGAGAUUGUGGUUUAGACAUGGAUUGUGGAUCGGGUUUAUUAGUGAUCUUGGAUUGGAGUUGAUUGCCUUGUGAGUUAUUGACGAGUCGGAUCCCGAGGUCAGGUUUAUUUAUAACAGGGGACGCGCUCGGGACUUCGUUACAGGUCACCAGGUUUGCUUCGUUUUUUCGGUACAGGCCCCUGGAGGCCUCCGUCGUUUGUAACCUUUUAGAUCGAGGUUUUAUGGAAUGUCCGUGCAACAUCAGAAUUGUGUUUGUUUCUCAUCUUAUCUACUUGCAUUUGCAACCCCUUUCCCCGAUACAAUACUUGAUUGAUUUAACUGGUGUAGGUAAACCUGAUGACAUUAAAUGCCCUGAAUCUUCAUCUCUUGAAGGAGGAGCCGUAAAGGACGAAUGUAGCGAAAAAUAAAUCCUGAUACUACCGCAGCCCCAGCCACCAGGAAGUAUUGAAAUCAUGCGUGAAUGUAUCUACUGCUUUAGCUGUAGGGGACAUGGACAUUCGGCUGUUACAUUUUUCUCCGCUAGGCAAUUGAUACACUGUGGUCUGAUUUGUUUCACUGGUGCGCUUUAAUGUGUGACUUAAACUUGCGAAUGUUAAGUGAUCAAGCAGGUCUUUGUUCGAGGAAACUGUUAAAUUUAACACGAGGAAGUUUUCAUGGCUCAGAAUGUAGAACGUAACAACCAACGGAUGCGCAGGGUACACACUGGGCAGAUGCAAAAAAACUGGUUUGUUCCGGACUUCUAAAUGAUGUAAGUGGAAGAAUCUCAUCUUGUUAAUUUCUUUUAUUUGAAGACUCUUCAAUUCAGCCGAGAUGUCAUUCUCGUGUCAUAAAUAGUUGCUGUUCUGCAUGAGGGCACGUGGGGUUUUUGUUGAUUUGAAGCUUUUAAUUGCUGCAGUUGAUAAUUCUACUCGUUCACUCCUGGGCAGUUCUUGUAGCUUUGAGUUUUGAGGGUUUAGAGUGUUCUGUGAUUAGGGUUUGAGCAAUCUGCACCUGUACUGACAUGGAGAAAUCCUUUUAUGUCGCUCUUUCCUUGUGUGUGAGGUCAUCAUGGAAUUUCUUCUUGGCUUCACUUUUCUCUAUGUUAUAUGCAUGAUUUCUCACUGAAUACUUGUUUUUUGUUUUUUGUUUUUUGUUUUUAAUCUAAUAUCGUUUAAUUGAUAGGUGAUAACUUCAAUAACUUGCAGGGCUCGAGGUUUUCGUGCCACAUUAUUACCCUGUGUUGCUAUUAUUGCCUGAGGCGUAAUUUACAUAUUGUAAAGAUUUAGCUAAUGUGUAUGGUCCAUGUUCUAUAAUGUCCGUUGAUCUACCAGCGCUUGGUUUUCCAGUACCUAAAAUACUUCCGCAGUAAUUCUACUCCCAGCUACUCACGAUGGGCGGGGAUCCUGAAAUGUGAAACGGCUCCAUAUUUCUGAACGGGUUUUCUGUUAUGUACCAUGAGCUAUAUUAUUUCGAGGACUUGCUUUUUUCCUGUCGCUGCAGAUUAGCGUGGAAUCGUUUUGAGACUUGUAUUAUAAAUCCUCCUUACAUCAGGUGGACACAAUGCAGCUUUUGCUGCUUGUAAGAUCUUUCGAGUCAUGUAUUGCAAUUGCUUGCAUUACAUGAUGCAUUUUUAUAAUGGAUAAGUUAAUAGAAGUCUGUUUGAGGAUCAUGCUGCUGCAAUUGUCAUUAUCAAGUAUAACGUGGGAGAUUUCAGGGCUCCUUUUGUGGGUUGUGUUCGUAGAUUGGCAGCUUCAACCGUGAUUGAUCUGGGGGUCCAAAUGGUGACUUUCCGUCACUAGCUUUGUCUCUGAUUAUAGAUGGUGAAUCGGGGAGAAUGUUAAUACGAAGUGAUAAUUCAACCGCUGAACUGCUACGAAUAUCACCAAAAGACACGAGCACAGUAAUCUAUGAAGACCUGCAUUAGAACGUUGACUACUUAAGACAACCAGUGUAGCAUGCAUCUGAUAAGUUGUGACUUUGUAUUUUAUUGUUUAUAUUAUAAGCUCGACUUAUUCCCAGAACCGACACAGAAGAUGUUUCAGCAACUGGUGCUGUGUACGACAAUAUCCCACGAAUAUCUGUUGAAGCUGUCAAAGUGCACGGACACGGUCGUUUCAGUGGGAGCAGUAGUAAUGAGGGGGAGCGGUUUGGGUGUUUUGUGACGAGUUCGGGGGCCAGCUUUCUCUGCAUUCAAUCAAGCGGAUGAUCUUUGCACAAAGGGGUUAGAAGAUGGGUGACAACAGAGAAACUCAUACGGGAAACAAGUCUGUCACGGAAGCGAGGGGUUUUGAAUCCUUAAUGCAAGAUUCUAAUCUUUCCGAUGAUAUGCCCCCACUUCAGGUGAUGGUUGAUGAUGAUGGGGGUGUCUCGGCAGAUCGCCCUCGUAAUCACAAGGCAGACACACCACUGAGGGUAGCAGUUCACAAUAACGACGAUGGGGACGAGAAUAUGUCAGAGGAGGAGCAGGAGUCGUCAGAAGAGCACGUAGGAGGAUAUGAGCGCGAGGAAGAGGACGAGGAGGAGGGUGGAGAAAAUCCUAUGGAGGAGCCAGUGGUGGAAGAGCCUGACACGCUGUCAAACCUGCGUAUCAUCGCUCAUGUCACGGAUGGCAUGUCAGAUUCUGAUACAGGGGAGCAGUUAGCUUUCCCUGAAGAGCACGAUGAUGACGAGAGCGACGAGGAGCAUGGGGAAGCCCAUGAAGAUGCUCCUGAGGAGAAUCACAGAGAGGACCUUGAUAGAACCCGUGAAGAUGUCUAUUGCGUAAUCAACGAAGAAACCCAGGAAGAUUAUGAUGACAACGACGAAGUGGAUCAUUAUGAGAAGAAUGGGGAAAAUCAAGCAGUGGCUUAUGUAUAUGGUUAUGAGGACUCUCGUGGAGAAACCUAUGGGGAUCAACAGCGUGAAGAUGAUACGGGCCUACAGGAAUAUGAUCCAGGAUCGAACCAACCCCUGAAAGCCGAGGAGUUGCAAGACCUCAUUAAUCUUGCCGAGGAGUUCGAAGGUGAGAAUACUGAAGAAGGCGAAGAGCUAAUCAGUAUGAAUGGAGCAGCGCAUAUGGAAGGAAAUGUUCUAGAACGAGCAGCAGGUGGGGAUGAAGGCAACAGUGAGCAGCAAGCUCAGAAGGACGAGACUCACUCGAAAGAGGAGUUGCGGCAAGCAGAUCAUUCGUAUGGUAUGACAAUUAAGAACCAUAGAGAUCCUAAACUAACUAAACGGCCACUAGGAAAUAUUAUUGGAAAGAAGAAAGCUCCUUCGUUUGUUGCACAAGGUAAAUUAGCCAGACCAUCUACUCCCUCUGUUUCUGGUGCUCAUCCUGCAUCGGAUGGACCAUCUGUGAGGGCAUCGCGUGCUAAAUUGACAGUGCCACAGCCUUUCCGUCUGGCAACGGAGAAGAGAGCGUCCUUGGGAGGACGUCCGGCGGAGACAGAAGCACCUAGGCCACGUACCUCUAGUAGCCUGGUCAGGAAGUCCCAUCCAGCGUCUGCUGCGAAGACUGUCAGGAAUUUUGGAGGAAUCAGAGCUACUUCGACAGAGAUCUCGAAGGAAGACCAGGACGCGCUUAAGACGUUGGAGAAAGAUAUGGAGGCGAAACUGGAGGAGGAGAUGGCUGCUCUUAGUAUUAAGUCCGGGAAUGCGUCCGGGUUUAGCUUCAAAAGUGACGAGCGGGCAGAGAAGCGACGAGAGUUCUACUCCAAAUUGGAAGAAAAGAUGAAAGCCAAGGAAGAAGAGAAAAGUCAGAUUCAGGCCAAGAGCCAAGAAGAGCUGGAAAAUAAAAUGAAGCAAUUGCGAAAGAGUCUUACUUUCAAGGCUACUCCCUUGCCAAGCUUUUAUCAAGAAUCAGGGCCACCGAAAGCAGAAGUGAAGAAAAUUCCCCCAACUCGGCCGAAGUCUCCUAAACUCACCUCUGCAAGGAGAGGCAGCCUGAUGGGAGAUCAUGAAGGCUCAAAAUCUCCAGUGGCGAGGAUCAAGAGCGACUUAAGAGAUCGCGCAUUAUUUCUGCAUCAAAAACCUGCUGAUUUAGCCGACGAAAAAAAGCCAGUCAAUAUCAAGAAGCCAGUGACUAAAGUUCCGUCCACGGACAAAGGUGCAAUACGUCCCAAGGCCAAUGGUAGUGCCGAAAAAGAAGCAAAAGCGAAAGCAGCUAGUGUUCUGCCUUCUCCCCGAAAAACGCCCACCUCGGUGAUUUCAGAGCCUCGGACAAACAGGGCUGAGGGACAGGUACAGAGAGUUGAUAGAGGGAGGAGGACAGAUCUUAGGAGGUCUCUACAGAAUGGCGUAACUUCAACUGAUCGUGUUAAGAGUUCUGAUAGAGUUGAAAAUAGAAACUCUAAACCGUCUGGAAGAGUAGAGAAGGUGGACUCUAAGGAUGGGAUCAAGAAUUCACUACCAAGGCGUUCAAAACCUAAUGGGCCUACAACAUCUGGUUCAGGAUUAUCCAAACGUGACAUAGGGGAAGCUGAGCCUGUGAAGCUUGUAUUUACUACACCAAGCAAGGAUGAUCUGAUGAGUUUGGAAGCCGAACCUCUUAAGAUUGCGAUUGUUGAACCAACCGAGGACGAGCUGACACCAGUUGUUCUAGAUGUGGCAGUUACAUAGCGUGAGCGAGAGCGAGGGAAUGUACUGUUGUGAAGCUUCUGUAUAAGUUGUGAUAUUAGUGUUAUAUACUUCGAGAGUCUAUAAAGUAAAGUAGGGAAGCUGCAUUUUUGCAAGUAGUGAACUCAUUGUUAAUACCGCAAUGAAUUUCUGAACUGCUGGUAGCUCUUGUUGAAUUGACUGAGAAAUGCAGAUGUUCUUGCUGUGGUGAAUGAAUCAGUGCUUUCGAUAGAGAUGAGAUCUAAUCCUAAGAGUUCUCAUCACAAUCUUGUAACAUAUGAAGUGUACAAGUGAGCGCACAUGUGCAUUUUUUAUUAUUAUUAACAACUCCGGAUUUGUAAUCAA
Molecule: messenger RNA, 5318 nt
Organism: Physcomitrium patens
Lineage: Eukaryota; Viridiplantae; Streptophyta; Bryopsida; Funariales; Funariaceae
Biological process (GO): microtubule cytoskeleton organization
Molecular function (GO): microtubule binding
Source: RefSeq, a predicted model, not a curated record